AUGGAGCGUGGUAAAAUGUCUUCUGCCGGUCGCGGUGGAAAAAGCAAGGCUCCUCAGCAUCCUCAGGAUAUAUUUGCUCUUGGUAGCAAGUCUACUGUUGUAGUUUCGAGAGAUUCUGAAAAACGGAGUAUCCAUAAGCCUUCAACUAGUGGGGUUGUAGAAAGAAAACGGGAAAACUCAGGAUUUGGAAGUCAACCUCCAAGUAAGAGGUCACGUAUUGGAUCUCCAGCAGAGUCAGUGACAACAACCUCUCUCGAAAUUGAUCCUGUAGAUUUGGUUCCUAAUGUGUUACAAGCUUUAGAUACACAUAAUUCUGAUAAGCUUUUGGGACUCUUAACAGGUUCAAUACGCCUAUUAAAAUCUCAGCGCUCAAAGCCUGACCCUAUACUAUGUAUGGGUAUGCUGUACCUAACAAAGAUUCGCCCCAAUAUGUUUGCCCAUGAGACUGUAACGCAGACGUUAUGCACGCUGCUAAAGAGGGAGCAAGGAGCAGCAUUUAAAAGCAAAGGCAAUCCUUUAGUGUUUGUGCUUGCCUGCAAUAUGUUGUAUGCCGGGCAUAAGGAUAGCAAUAAUUGGCCAGAUACGUUUAUUAAGGUGUAUUUGGACGAUGCCCUCAACGAAAGAUGGUGGGUGGAUUGCUCGUGGUGCAAAUGCUUGGUGGAGAAUAUCGUGACGGCCUUCAGUACUAAACAGCCGCCAACGCAUCUUAUUCCAUCGGACAAUACCCUUGGUACAAUGUCUCCAUCAGGUUCAGGGUCACCCUUGAUGGGAAGCACAGAAGAUGAUGUUGAUAAUACCGAUUUGGAGUACACUGUUUUCCCAAGAUAUUCAAGCAGCUAUGAAACGGUGGAGGCUCUUGUGCUGGAGGCCAUUAAGGAGCAAAUACAAAGACGGGCAGCACCUGAUGCUAUGGGCAAGGGAUUUUUAAAGUUACUAUCUGCUACAUGCGGCUUUCCUGAAAUUCGCAUGAUAGCCGCAUCCCGUCUAGAAGGCUGGUUACAUUCGGGUAAAACGUGGCGCGCUGCGCAGGAGUUGCUAGCGUAUGUGUGCGCGAAUGCAUGCGCAUCUGGACCGAGCGCUGCGCGUGAUCACGAAGUUUUAGCGCAACUCGCUCGUAUGCGCCUUAAGACUAAACCGUUGCAGAGUGCGUACCAGGCUUGUCUUAGGGAGAUGGUGUCAGAUAGUCCCGCUCUCCUGCGCAGUGUUGUAACGCACACGAUUUAUAAUGAGCUAUCGAACGUGCGUUCACCAAACAACAUGGCGGUACUUGCUGCUCUCAUACACGCGCAACCGCAACUUGUACCAGCCGCCAUGGCUGAAACUUAUCAGGAACUACUUCUUCGGACUGAAGAUUAUCUGCGGCCACUGCGGGCACUUACUCGCGAGUGUAUACGUGCCGCCCGUUCCGAUACGCAAGCAUUACUGCCAUUGGCGAGAGCUCUUGCGCACCCACCACCACACGAACCGCCGCAAGAGAUUCGGGAGCGAGCAUUUUCCUCUAUAGCGGAUUUGUUCUGCUGCUGCUGUUUAGUAACGGCGGCGCACCGUGCGCAUUGCAGCGAGUAUAGAGCGCACUUAUGCGCGUUGCAGCAGCAAGCGCUGGCUUGGAUGCUAGAUACAGCCGUCACCGUUUACCGUCCACAACGUCACGAAUACCAGCAUGCCCUGAAUAAGAUAAUGUUCGUGGAGCCAGCAGAAACCUAUAGCAAAGUAGAUAAUUGGCCACCAGAAUCUGAACGCGCGCUGACAUACCGUUUGUGUUGUGAAGCGCCUUUAUCACAGCACACCAUCCUACGUCUUAUUUUUAUUGGACUCUCUAAGGAAAUUCCCAUUCCUCCCGCUGAAGUCUUCGAGCUGUUAGAACAAUUGGUGCGCCGUGCCUGUGCUCUGCCACCAGAGGAUGGACCGUUGCAAGUAGACAAGCUUGAAAUAGCUGACUACAUUUUCCAGUUGUGUCAAUUCCAUCCACCCGAAAAUAUCACUUUGCCAGCUGGGUACACACCACCGUCUUUAGCUAUUACGGCAUUAUACUGGCGAGGUUGGCUAGUACUGACGAUGCUUGCUGCACACAAUCCGCAUCAGUUUGCUGAGCGUGCUGCAACCACGUAUCCUACUCUACGGGCCCUUAUCGAGUGUUGUAUAACAGGAAAGCCUUCUAUAGAAUGGAGUACCGCUACAGCAGAAAACGAACGGUCUGAAGCGGAACGAGCAGCUAUUUUGCAGCUCGAGACACAUCUAGCUGCUGCUAGCAAUGCUGCUAACAAAUUGCCGCUUCCCAUUACUGAACAUUCGUCUAGAUUGCUCAGCCAGUUAACUUUGUUGGAACCCCUUGGCCCAGCGAGGCGUCCACCUGCGGCUGUAAUAGAAGCGUUGCAGGGACUAAGCUCUCAGUUGCGAUUGGGCCGACUUUUAUGUCGCCAGCCAGCUCUAUUGCUUCAGCUAGUGGAACGGCAUGGUACGCGACGUGCGAUGCCCUGGUUGCAUCAGCUACUGCGUCACGAAAGACUGGAGCUUAGCGUAUUGCCAGUUCAGUGUCUCUGUGAGUUUCUAUCAGCGGGCGGCGCGGGGGGACCUGGCGAAACGAGCAAGACGGGCGAGUUGUGUGCUCAUGUACGCCGCACUUUACAAACAGAGGAGGGGGCGCGGGCCGUCCUUCACUAUUACAUGCAACGACUUUCUCAUGCGCAUGCGCCGACUAGAGCUUCAGCUACCAGGGGAUUGAAGCUGGUGCUAUCUACAUCAGAAGAUACAACAGAACUGGACUAUAAUGCUGAUGUUAAUCCUGAGUCUUGGUUACCAUUAUUGCCGUCCCUUCGACACUGGGAAGCCCUAAAAGGGGAAGCGCUUAGACGAAUCCGUGCUGCGCUGCUAGUUGAGUGCAUACCGGAACACCUUGCUGCCUACCUUGCUUUUCUCGCGGAAAACUCCACUGAAUCUCAACCUGAGGAGUUGACUGAUACAGUGCUGGAUCUCAGUCAAGUAUUGAUGGAACGGACAACUGUUAUCGGUCACGUUUUACCAGCGACAGAGCGGCGUGGUGAUCAGCGCGCACACCACCGCGCUUUACACGCCGCUACAACUAUUUUGUACACGCAUUUGAGACAGGUACUAGCAAUGGGACCUCAAGCGGAACCCCCGGAAGCAAUGGAUGAAGGCGCUGAGGGUAGUACUAACUGGGCGGGUGGAGAAAAGGUUACUUUGCAAUGGGCGAGCGGACGUCGCGCUACCCUACAUGUACUAACUGCGCACGCGCAUCUUAAGCUACUAUGUUAUGGCCCCUCCUUAUUUGACGUAAACCAGGAGAUGUAUUCUUGGCUGGUAACCAUGUGGGUAGGCGCGGACGCUCCAGAUACUAUUGUAACUGAAUCUGUAGAAGAGGGCGUUCUCCUUCCGGAUUGGCUGAGAUUACACAUGGUGCGGUCAGCGCGUCCAGCAUUACUGGAAGCUGGUCUUAGAGGUCUUCCAGCUCAUAAGCUGGCUUUAUUUAUACAGACGUUUGGCAUGCCUGUACCUUCAAUGAGUGCAUUAUUAAGUGCGCUGGAUGCAUGUCCAGCGGCUGCCGUGGUUCGUCUAGGUGUUGAGCGUGGCUAUAUGUCACAACUGUUACGAGUGCAGCGAGCUCGUGGUGCCACUGGAGGCGCAGCUUUUGCUGCAGCGUUGAGAUUGCAACGGUCACAGCCUCCACCAGAUGACACCUUGUUUGAAGAAGAGCGUCUUCCGGAAGAGGUUUCUGAAGCUUGGGAGUGCGCCCCCGCGGCGCUCCGCCUCACUGGCGAGUCUACUACUGCUCUAUUGGCUUCCGCGUUUACUGGGGCCAAAUUGUACUUUGGUGAUUUGGAUAGCGCCUUUACACAACUUAACAAUCAAAUUGUGGAAGAGAGUAAAGUGGGCGGUGGAUCGUGUACGAGAAGCACCCUGGAAUUCUUAAGCGGAGCGGGUAGCGGCGUUGACGCCGUGCGUGGGUUACUACACCGGUCGGCGUAUUCUGCGCCGCUAAUUAGGACACUAGUUCAUGCUGCGCCCCCAAAGCUUUCCGAGAUCUGCAGGGCACUACUAAUACACGUUAGUUACGUGCGGGGUCCUGUGGUGGAUGCACUUCGUGCCGGAGCGGGCGUUUCUCGCACCGGUGACAAUCCACUGCCGAAUCUACCGCCAGUCGCAACUAAGGAACAGAUUAUUGCUGUGUUCGAGUCUGCAACAUCCAGCACCCUUGAAUCUAUCGGUAACCACAUCAUUGAGACACAGGAUACUCAGGUCGUAGUGGAUGCCAUAACACAGCUGCUACAGAACAAUCAAGAUGGCAAAUAUGAUGUGCCGGUUAAAGAAGAGCCGGGACAGAGUAUCGCGCCUACAUCGGUACUUUCAGGUAGUACGUUGGGUUGUGGACUACUCUUGGACUGGCUGGCUGAGUUGCACAGGGAAACACUGUCGAAAUUGAUGCGUGUCAUGUUCGUGAGUGGGGGUGCCAGUUGGCGGCCAUUGCUCGUUGCUUUAAUGGCGCAGCGGGCGUCGUGGCGGACUUUGCACGCCUGCUUGGAUGAGCUACUGCGGGCCGAUGGAAAGUGGGCAGCUCGAGCAGUGCUAGAGUUUGCUGAAACGUUAGUGAAUAGCCCAAGGAUAUGGCAAGGAAGAGAUCGAGCUACGCCUAAACAUUACGUUCCUGAAGAUACUCUCAGGCUUACACACAAACAGCUGGAUGUUUUGAUCCGUUACGUGGGAGAGGAAGCGUGGGCGGUGCAAAAAAUAGAGGGGAUGGAGGGAGCACGGCGUCGUAUUGAAGCGCGAUUACCACUAGUUCUACGAUGCUGUGGUGCACCGCACGCGCUGCUUGCUGCUGCCUUGGCUGCUAGUGAGUCGCACCCACUGCUAUUACUCCUAAUGUAUAUGAAGGUACCUAAAAUCCUUCAGUUACUCCGCGAAUGCGAGGAAAGACCAGGGUCAAAUCCCUUAGACAUUGAUCCUCCGGAACUAAGAGCAGCGGCGCGAUCCUCCACCAGCGCAACAGACCGAGUGUCGCACACUCUUCUUACUGCUCUCGCACCUAAUAUACACCAAUCUGGCAAGGAGCACACACAAAAAGCAUGGCGUAUAGAAGCAGCAGCUCGCGCGGUGUGGUCCCGGGUAGUGGGUGCAGGGGAACGCGCUCUCCCUCUGGCCGGUGCACUAUUGCGAGGAGUGCGAGCGAGACACCAUCAUCAUUUACUUGCUGCAUUGGAGAUGUUACCCGAUCAAGAAUUAUUCGCCGCACCGGCGAGCGAAGAGAUCCAUGGUAUCUUAGAAUGCUUCCUGACGUUAGUGUGCGGAGGCGGCGGCGGGUCGGGUGCUCUGCCCCAUCGAGUGGCCGCACUGCUACGACGUUACUUAGCCGCUAGACCACAGCGAGCUGCCGCACUUAUGCAUAAACAUAGAGAAGGCAUUUCAAACCAACCAGCGCUCAGCGGCGUAACGAGCGGAGAAGCCAGCUCCAGCGUGACACCACCUCCUCACGCUUUGACGGCACUGCAAAGACGCCGUGCUACACCUGACGAAUUGCACUGGCUGCUUCAGGAGGUGGAAGCAUGGGGCGUUCGCCGCGGUGGUGCCUGGGGAGGUCCACGGAGUGCGGACGCAAUAUUGCGCUGUGCAGCUCCGCUUGCAGCCUCAUCGCACGCUCCGCUUCGUCAGGCAGCACUCUCACUGCUUGCUAAAUUGUUGCCGGCGGCGCCAGAUACACGACCCGGUUUACAAGCCAUCUUAGAAUGCCUGGAGUCACCACAGCCGGAAGUAGUUGCGAGUAUCCUUGAAAAGUUACCAGAACUAAUAGGCGGAAUACAAGAGCAUGGAGCGAAAUUGUUUGAUGUGUUGUUUGAACUGGGCGUAAGUUCCCGCGCACCUGUAGACACGUGCUUGGCGAAAUGUGUGUCGGCCAUUAAUCUUUUGCGAGCAUGCUAG
Leptosia nina is the source of this 5931-nucleotide messenger RNA. The record is from the annotation of a GenBank genome assembly. NCBI's taxonomy places the organism in Eukaryota, Metazoa, Arthropoda, Insecta, Lepidoptera, Pieridae.